CUAUGGUCUAAGAUAUAAACAUCUUGGUUGGGGGACAUUAUUCAGUCUUCCACAAAUGUGAAAUAUGCUAACCACAAUGACAUGCACAUUCAGGUAAAAACCUAUGAAAAUCUCUUAUCUAAGUUACACUUUAUGUGAAACCAUAAGUGAAAACUUCCCAUAACACAAGCAGCUCCAUAAAGACAGUAAAUACACACUGUGAUCACACAGCCAUCAUCACCUGAACAAAACUAAAAAUUAUUAAAUACACACAUUCUGUAGUUUGGGCCAGAACUCAGUUUGCAGUCUGCAGGAGUGUUUGACACACAGUGAGCACUCAAGAUUGACUGAAUAGUUUACAGGUAGGAUAGAGCUCUUGGAUUUCCCUUGAACAGUAACCUUGACGAGACAUAAGAUGAUAUAUAGCUCACAAGGUAAUAGCUCACACAAACAAGAGAAAAUCAUGUGCAUCUGAAGAUGUUUCUCCUGUACCACCUCUGAGAAAAUGAAAACUCAUAACUGGAGAAGAACAAACAGGACCUAGGAGUAUUCAGUGAUGAAAAGGAGAUGUAAGCAUGGCUCUGAGAUCUGGUCCAGGUCCCCCACCAACAGCUAAUACAAAGAAAAGAAAGUUGAUACGGGCCAUGCCCAGGUCACAGCAAGGACAGUUCUUCUAGUUUUGGGAGAUCCUCUUGAGAUAUAAUAUAUAACUCAAAGCCUUGAGACUGAAGAAUAAUCUAAAAAAGGACACAUACCCAAAAGUUCAAGGGCAUGGGAACAGGGCUAUGUAGGAGAAGAUGGAGAAGUGAAGGAAUGACAAACUUGUCAGAGAAACAAGGAAGACUCAUUCAGUCUGAAACUGAGAAGUUCAGUUCUGUGGGUUGCAAUUCUGGGAUUGUCCCUGGCAACCGUAAGGGUUCACACUGAAGUAUAAAGUCAGCCAUCAGUGGUUUCUACACUUGCCUCCAGGAAGACAACAAAGAUCCUGUACACUGGUAAGUGAAUAUGGGCAGAGACUUGAAAGGGUCCUCAAAUGAUUGCCAUGAGCAACCUUCUUCCCUUUUAAACACCCACAUACUUCUUGGCCUAUCUUACCCAAAUAAAUGGUCUCAGCACCAUGUGCUCUCGGGUUCAUCUCUGUAAAUACUCAUUCCUCUGCUCUCCAUCGCUGCUCUCAUUAUCUUAUGCACCGUGGCACACUCCUCAGUUCACAUCCUCAUACUUUUACAUCUUCACACCUUAUUUCACAGCAUGUACAUCCCUCAUAAUUGCUCCCUUUGAACACCAUUUUUUUAGUAUUGCAUCUGCUAACUCACACAAAUAGUCUCAUUCUUGUAGAGCUCUGUGCUGUACAGUAACAAUGCAAGAAGCUAUCACAACCACAACUCCAUCAGAUGCUCCUCUGUUUACAGUUAUUUAGUCCCUUCACAUAAUCCCAUAAUCUAAGAGGUCAGGUAAUCAUUCUCUUAUUCCUCUUUCACAUGGCUCAUCUAUAAAAGUUUGUCUCUGUGGUUCUGAAAAAAAAGAUUCUCAUAGAUUCUCAAAUAUUCCAAUAACUAUUACCUAAAUGUUUUACAUCAAUAGCAUAUGACAUACACAUUUAAAAUGUAUGAAAGAUGAAAAACUCCAAGAUGUACAGAACUAUGCUUCACUUUCACCAAAUCACACCAUAUUCAUGCUACCUUCACAUGCAAUGGUGGCCCCACUGCUAUACUCAAUAUACUUUAAAAAUUCUGUGAAAUACACAGAGUGUACAUAUAUGAAACUAUAUUUACCAAUCAUGACAAACUCAUUCUAUGACGGAUAUACCAGACAUACUAAUUUUGUUUCUCUCUCCUCUGAAAUGAAACACCAGAUACUCUUCAGGGACCGAAGAUAAAAAUUGGAUCCAUGUGAAGGAGUACAGUUUAUUUACACAUUUAAUUGAGGUUUUAGAAGGGACUUAAUAUGUUUAUGAAUUAUUUUUCAGGAAAUAGAAUUUGUGUGUUUAUUGAUGUAUAUGAAUUGAAAGGUAUGGCUUUCUCCACUGGAAAAACAGAUUAAGAGAAUUUAAAAAAAAAUAACUUAGGAAUUUUCAUAGUAUGUUUAAAUCCAUGGGUGGAGGUAAAUUUAUUUUAAAAUUUUACAAAAUUCUAGUAGGGAAAAAAACCUACUCAGGAUGUAGUAGUAACAUGGAAAUCUCUAGGAUCGGCUAAUUUUGUGUUGAAGAGGGGGAAAAAUUAGUUAAGGCCAUGUGUGGGCAAGGUAUACUAAGAAAGUAACAUAACUGGACAGCCUAGUGAAGAGUAAGCAGGAACCUGAUAGGGAAUUUGUGGCCUAUGCUAAGAUGUGCAUCCUGGAGCCAGCACCAGAGACCCCACUGAGCCCCUGACUCAAGGUCAGAACUCAUCAGCUCUCACAAGUCUUGGGGUUUGCAGAAUUCUGACAACGGAGGUCCAGGAGCAGAAUGGAGAGAACUGCACCAUGUACAUUUUUCAUGUCUGCUUGGAAAAGGCUACUAAAUAUGUGAAUAUGAAGGUCAAAAAACCUCAGAAUUUUAUCUACCUACAUACCUGCCUAUUAUCUAUACUGUGUCUCUCUCUUUCUCUUACACACAAGAAGGUCAACAUGAGUAAUUACAACAAAAACUGUAUGUCACGGGCUAAUUUGUAUAACUUAUCAUAAGGAAAAUUGAGUCAUAAAAUUUUAAGAUCUUUAAUGACUGCAUUCCGCAUUUUAUGCAAGGUUCAUAGUUUCCAACAUUCUCAAUAUACUUCCCAAAACAUCACAUACAGGAUGCCCAAGCCUACCGAUGUCCACCAUAAAUGUAAUCUUAAUAACUGUUGUUUACUUAUAAUUCCUGUAAGAGCAAGUCUAGUGAGUGGUCACAAUGCCCACAAUAAAAUAUCCACUCAACAUGCUCUUCUCUGAAAAGAUGAAAACUCCACAUGAUUCUGUAUCCCAAUGUUGUUGUUCUGUCAUUUUGUUCCCCAGAAUUCCGGAAGUCUCAAGCAGAUGCUCCUGGGACACGUAUCGUGGUCCCAACCUGUAGCCAGGCAGCAGGACAGAGCUCUUCUACCUCAGCGUAUUUCUCCUGUGUCUCCUCUCCAAGCAAACACAUUCUUGUUGAAAAUGAUGGAAUCCAUCAAUUGCAACAAGAUCCCCCCUGUCUUCAAUCCUCUGAGAUGCCUCCACCCCAGGAUUUGGAGGAACAGGAGACCCUGUCCCCCUAUCACCACAUCUGUUUUCAUUUCCAUUUAGCCAAUGAGCCCUGUACACCCGAAACACAUAGGAGAAAGGAGAGAGACAUGAAGGUUUACUAUAUGCGUGUCCAAAGGAAAAGAGGAGUGGCUGUCUUACAGGAUACAGAGGAAGAAUCAGAGCCUCCCACAAAGAGGGCAAGAGUUGAAGAAAUUACCUUCCCAGGAAAGCUCCCUACAGACGACAACCUCUCUUAUGUGUCUACAUGGGAACUCCUAACUGAGAGUGAGUCCAGCUUGGAUGUAGAAGCCCAAGAUGGUGGGGACGAGGCUGUCAGCCCAGCAGAGCCCCACGCUCUGCAGGAACAGCCCAGGGCCAGGACACCUGAGUGGCUUGUGGCCCCUGAGAAUGGCUUCAAGUGUAUGGGCUGCUGCCGGGUCUUCCCCAGUCUGGAGGUGCUUCAGGGGCACGUGCAGCAUGGGGUUGAGGAGGGCUUCAGCUGCCUCGCUUUUCAUCUUGCCUUUGCCUGGCUGAAGAGCAAAAGAAACACAAAAGACAUGCCGGAGAAGAGAAGAAAGAAGAAAAUCAGGAAGGCCCCAUCUGAAUGCAGUCAGGAGAAAGGUCUGGAUGUGAGGAAUUCUUCACCCAAAUAAAUGAACUGUUUUCAGCCCCUGAAAAAAGAGGAAGUGGAGCAGCCAAACUGUAUUGAUGGAGCUCCAUCUCCGCUAGGUCACCCAGAGUACCCACCUUUGUUUACACACACCUGACACCACCAGAGAACCCCUCUACUUACAUCAACAGUAUCAACAAACACCAGUUGUUUUCUUCUAUGCAAGCUUCCUUUAGUGUCCUAUCUGUGAACUCUAGGUAGCACAGUUACCAACCCAUAUCCUUCUCUGCAAGUUUAACAGCUUAUAUGUGUAUUUAUGACAUACUUGAGUUAAUUUUUGCAUAAACUGUGAGGCUUAGGGGUUGGUUGGUUGUGGCCACUAAAGUUCAGUUGUUCUUCCAUUGAAUUAGCUCUGUAACCUCAGUCAACAGAAGCAGCUAGACAUAUUUGAGUCUUUCUCUGAGUUCCUUACCCCAUUGUACUUAUCCAAGUAUUUCUAUCUCUGCCAUUCUGUGACUACUGUAGAAACAGAUUAACUCUUAAAAGUGAAUAAGGUGAUUCCUUCAACUUGAUUCUUCACUUUUCAAUAUUGUUUUAGCUAUUCUAAUUCUUUUGCAUUUCCAUAGAGAUUUUAAGGUAAAUCCCUCAAUAUAAACCAAAAAAAGUAUUUGUUUCUAGCAGAUGUACAUUGAACCUAAAGAUCAGUUUGGAAAGAACUGAAUUCUUUAAUUCGUUGGUCCUUCCAAACCAGGAACGUUGUUCUCUCUCCAUUUAGGAAUCCUUUGAUUUUGUUCAUUACAGUUGUACAAUGUUUUCAUUAGUGACCCAGAACAGGUUUUACACAUUUAUUCACUGAGCUUCUGUAAUAUAAUUAUUUUCCUUUCACCAAAUUUGGAAAAAUCUUUGGUCACUGUUUCUUUGCAUAUUUUCCUUGUUAAUCUCUUCCUUCUCUCCUUGUGAGACAGCAAUGAAAUAAAUAUUAGACUGUUUCCUAUCAACCUACUGUUCAUAGUUUUUGAAGGUUUGUCUUCCUCCUGCAGAUGUAAUAGCUAUGUGUCUUCUUGUUCACCGAUUCUUUCACUUGCCAUCGUCAGUAUAUUCUGGCUCAUUCCGUGGCUUUUAAAAUCCAACCUACUGUAAUCUCCAACUCUAAAAGCUUCUCUUAGUUCUUUUUAUUGUUUAUGUAUCUCUUCAGUGGUGCUCAUACAUACCCCAUAGAUGACAGGUAUAAUAGCUAUAUUAAAGCCCAUGCCUAAAAAUUCCAACAUCUCUGGAAUGAAGGUACUGACAUCUGUUGGUUAUCUUUACUCUUGAGAGUUGAUCAUAACUUACAGUUAUGAUUACAGGUAAUUUAGAACUGUAGUCAGGACAUUUUCUCUAUCAUGAUAUAAGACUCUGCUAUUAAAUUCUAUGGUGAUUUUUUAAAAAUUGCACUGAUUUGCAUGAAAUCAGACUAAGGUCAGAGUGUAAGUGUGGCAUCAUCUUAGGUGGGUGAUGGUUUCAAUGUCAGUGAAGUUUUAGAUUCUUUGCUGUGCUUCUCUGCAUCCAUUCCAGUCAUGUGCCACUCUCGAGUUAGUCAGAGGCUUGGCACAAAACAUAUUCAAAGUAUUUCUUGACUCACGUUUGAUGUUUAAUGCAGCUCAUAUGAAGCUUAGUUACAGGUUCUUGAAAGUCUCUUGGUUAUAUAAAAUGCUAUGUGUGUUAGUCUUAGUUUGCACUAACUUAAAUGUUUCUUUAGUUACUAGAGCAUAGCUUCUUGUAUCUUACAAUUUGAUACAUACAAGGAAGGUUCAGAGGUGGACUUUGCUCAAUGAGCAAGAAAACAAACUUUCUUACAGGCCAAUUACAUUUUUGGCAUAUACUAUUUUUAUUUUCUAUACGAUGACUAAUCAGUCCAAUAUCUGUAUGGACUUUAUUAAACCUUGAAUUUUCUAUGCACCUAUGAAAGAGCAUAUACAACUACCACCCUGCUGAGAUUCAGACUUUUCACCUAUGCUUGUCUUCAUUCUGUCUCUCAAUUCUGACAUGACUAGCACUAGUAAAAUAUAACAUAUAUUUUAAAUGUCAACUGUUUUUUACAGUGACUGACACAGAUUAACUUAAAUUUGGGUGAUUUCCCAUUUGGUGUAAUAAGGACAGAUGUUUGUCUAGUUUUGACCUGUUAAAAAUGAGUCCUCAUAUAUAAAAUACUUUCUUAUAUUGUAUAUGUUGUCUUUGUGUCUUAAAUUUAUACUUUAUGGGGCUGGCGCUGAAGCACAGCAGGUUGAGCCACCACAUGUGAUGCCAGAAUCCCAUAAAGAUGCUGGCUCACAUCCCAGCUGCUCCACUUCUGAUCCAGCUCCCUUCUAAUGGCCUGGGAAAAGCAGCACAAAAUGGCCUCAGUGCUUGGACCCCUGCUGCCCAUGUGGGAGACACAGAAGUUCCUGGUUCUUGGUUUCAGCCUGGCUCAGCCCUGGCCAUUGUGGCCAUCUGGGAAGUGAGCAAACAGAUGAAGAUCUCUCUCUCUCUCUCUCUCUCCUUGUGUGUGGAUCCCUAUAAUUCUUCCAAUUUAAAAAAAAAAAAAAAAGAAGGAAGGAAAUCAUACUAACUUUUCCUUCCUUGUAGCCUAGAAAUUGCAAAAUAUUUGUUUUAUUAAAGGCAGAACAAGUUAGAAUUUGUGUCUGGUUUUUUUUUGUUGUUGUUUUUAAAAAUUAAUUUAUUUGCAAGGAAGAGAGAGAGAGAGAAAAAAAAGAGAGAGCGAGAGAGAGAGAAAGAGAGAAUUAAUCUCCCAUCCACUGGUUCAAUCCCCAAAUGCCCAUAACAGCCAAGGCUAAACCUUGUAAGGAGCCCUGCACUCCAUAAGAGUCUCCCACAUGGGUGGCAGAGACCCAAGUACUUGAACUCUUGCCUGCAGCCUUCCAGGGAGCACAUGAGCAGGAAGAUGGAAUCAGGAGCACAGCCAGGACUAGUGCAGGAGCUUGGAUGUAGCACGCAGGUGUCCUAAGUGGUAUCUUAAUUGCUGCAACCAAAUGUUAGCCCCUUUUCUGUAUUUUUAAAAUUUAAAAUUUACCAAUGUAGACUAUGAUAACAGAGUUCAAUUUUAUUUCCUCAAUUUAUAUUCUGUACAUUUAUACAUUUUUUAAAAGUCGUGGCAUACUUUAUAGUUAGAAGAUAUUUAAAAUACUAGUAUUGAUGGAAAUAAACAGAAUUUAUAAACAAAUAAGUAUAAAGCUUAUUCAGGGCAGAAUAUGAAUGGCCUCUGCAUGGGAGACACAAGCCCAGUGACUUUCAAGGAGCCUUGUGAAGUGUUACAAAGUGGUCAGACUCCAGCCAGAAUUUAUGCAUUACACGGAUAGCACACACUGAGCUGGCCCCAAUAAGGCAGCAUUAAGCAAGCAGGGUGAAUUUCUUACUGGAGAUCACUUUCUUUAGGAGUGUCUACAAACUCCUUUAGCAACAGGGUACCUCUCUGAAAAGAGGUUGCUGACAAUAAGGUCAAUUAAAGAGGACACUUUGAGGAAUAGAUAAGAAAUGAAUGGAGAAAGAACAAAAGAUUGCGUAAGCUUACUUGAGAUGGCUAAGACAAAACAGACCCUUUGUGCCUAUCACCCAAGCCUACUGGUUUGACAGGUAAGGUAACAGCUCUGUCCAUGGACCUCUCAGAUAAGUCAUAAAGAGUUUCCCUUGAAUAAUCUGCAGGCUUUUUAGGGUCAGUUUGCUUUCACUUAGUAUCUUCUUGUUUCCCAGAUAGCUUAUUCAUAUUAACAUGCUAGUAUGUGCCUACUGAGAGUUGGACUGGAAGAUAAAGGAUAUAAGGCACAUAAAAAUGAUUCCAUCAUGGCAUGGCUAUGUUUGCUUUGUGUACUUUAAGAACAGAAAAAGUAACAGAUUAGGUAGAGUUGUGUUUAUGAUAAACGCACAGAUAGAUGAUUAUACCAAUGGCUCAAUUCUUUAAAAAUAUUGAUACAAUUAUCCUCAGCAGUUAGUGUUAAUACUCUUAGUAUUUAGGGAUGAAUUCUCAUGUAUGAGCUGUAACACGUUCAGGGAGUCCAAAAAGUUGGGAAUCAUAGGAUAAACUUAUUUUAAACUCCCAUUUUCCUUAUGUUUCUGGAUUUCUUGAGAAAUAUUAUUUUCGUAUAAGUAGUAAUGCUGCAAACAUGUUCCAAUGAUAAUACAAUCAAACUAGAAUGUCAAGAUGCAAAAACAUAAAUUAUUUCCCCUUUCAGCCAGAAAUAAAAUGUCCAAUUGUUAAGCUAAAAAAAAAAAAUCUUUAACACAUACACUAAAGUAUCUGAAAGGCUACAAACAUAGUGGUAACAGUAUAUUUUAUAGUUAAACUUAUAGUUAAAGUCAUUAAGGCUAUUUCAUCUGAAUUAAUAUUUGGAGUUUAUAGGAAAACAUAUUGUGGAUGUCAUUUGAAAACAUUAUUACGGCAGUGUUUAAAAAUAGCUCUAUCCUUGAUAUACUGAGAGCUAACAUUAGCACCUGGGUACCUUCAAGCAAAGUGGCAACAUACUUCACAACCAAGCAGAGCAAGCCCUUGUGUGGUAGCUUGCGGUGCUGCCAAAUCAGCAGAAGAUAUAAACACCUAAUAAGCCUUAAAUUUUAUUGCCAGGUCAAAUCGACCCAAUGAAAAGUCCAUGAAAAGCAGCUUAAUUUCAUUUUAUGUGACUAGCUGGUCAUCAACAGUACAGUAAACAUAUUUAUUAUUUUGUGGAAGGGAAAUACUAUAAAUGAAAUAAAAUCCAGUCAGAAAUACAGACCUCAUCCUUAUUACAAAAAGGCACAAUACAAGGUACAUCUCACCAGCAGCCACUGGAAUAAUGAGUGGCCCUUGGGCAUACAUCAUUAAUCACGGUUU
Molecule: messenger RNA, 8609 nt
Organism: Oryctolagus cuniculus (rabbit)
Lineage: Eukaryota; Metazoa; Chordata; Mammalia; Lagomorpha; Leporidae
Source: RefSeq, a predicted model, not a curated record